Messenger RNA from Triticum aestivum (bread wheat), 660 nucleotides. RefSeq lists its product as uncharacterized. Lineage: Eukaryota; Viridiplantae; Streptophyta; Magnoliopsida; Poales; Poaceae. The coding region runs from base 1 to 435 and encodes 144 amino acids. The transcript is spliced from 3 exons. The record is from RefSeq and is a predicted model, not a curated record.
AUGUCAAGAAUCCAGCUUGCAUUUUCAUUAGCAUUUAUGAAGGACAUCAUUUAUCUGUUGAUUGAUUGCUUAGAUUCUCGGGAGGAGGAUCUUCUGGGCAACAAGAGGAAGUGGGACAAGACUGGGUUCUACCCAUAUGAGUCUGAUGAAGAUGAGCCGUACGAGUAUGAAUCUGGAGAUGAUGUGGUCGAGGGGAACGUCGAGUCCUUUAAAGAGAAGGAGGUGUUGAAGAUCAGGGCCCAAGGACCUGCUAAGUACUACAACUGGAGGAAUGAAAAGUACCGGUGCCCCUACUGCAGCAAGCCCAAGCCCAGGUCUGGGUUAUUGGAGCAUCUGAUGGAACAUUGCCGGGCUACAUCGAUCUCCAGUCAUGACUACAAGAUCAUUGGUCAGCAUUCUGCCCUCCUGAAGGUCCUGAGAAACCCUGACCUCUAGUCGUACAUCAUGCUGAUCAUCGGAAGCUGGAAGCCGUACUCAUCAUCAGUAUAUUUGAUGAUGUUUUACUUUUGGAAAGCUGCAUCUGGGUCUGAACUGCUUGAAAACUUGCUAUAUUAAUGUAAUGUAAUGUAAUGUAUUGUGUGUUUGAACUGGAUCUGUUGUGAACUGCCUGCUACCUAUGGUGGUAACCUAGAAUGCUAUCUAUAUAUGUGUGGCCUUAAC